This is a messenger RNA of Motacilla alba alba, 4811 nucleotides long. It is a transcript of the gene FEZF2, whose product is annotated as FEZ family zinc finger 2. Bases 523 to 1833 code for a protein of 436 amino acids. The transcript is spliced from 5 exons. NCBI's taxonomy places the organism in Eukaryota, Metazoa, Chordata, Aves, Passeriformes, Motacillidae. The record is from RefSeq and is a predicted model, not a curated record. Gene Ontology annotation, cellular component: nucleus.
GAAGAAAAAAAAUCCUCACGCUCAUUCGGAGUGGCUCUUCUAACCCCAGCAAGAACUGGAGCACUCUUUUCCACCCAACUUGUGAAUCGCACUUGCCUUCUAAUUUGCCACAUGCAAAACGAUUCCUCUGCUUUGCAAGUUGCUUUUUAAGAAGGGAGAGAGAGAGAGGAAAAACCCAGCUCGCACACGAGCGAUUUGUGCGUCUUAAACUGGAAGGAAAUUGUGCGUGGAGAGGGGGGGCUCGUCUUCCUCUCUCUGCCCCAACCCACCGCGCUCCAGCCCGGCGCCUCGGCUUGGGGAAGAUCCAUGGUGGCAUCCCCAUGUCAUUCUGCUCAAAGUGACUUCAUAUGAUGUCAGCUUUAAAUGUUCGAGACCGUGAUCUGACGCUCAGGAAGAUGUUUGCUAUCAAAAUGUGACUGUGGCCACGCUGCGCUGCUUGGAUGAGUCUCGCCGGAGCUGGGCAAAGAGCCGAGCGCGGGAGCGAGUCGCUGCUCACACCAAGUUCCCGCACGGCGGAGCGACAUGGCGAACCCGGGGUCGCUGGAGACGGUCAUGCCUUCCUCCUGCCCCCGGCACGACGGCAGAGCCGCCACCGCUAACCCCUCCAAGACCCUGGCCUUCUCCAUCGAGCGGAUCAUGGCAAAGACGUCGGAGCCCAAGCCGGCCUUCGAGGAGCGGCACGGCGGGCCGGGGCCGGAGCCAGGCAAGAAGCCGCUGAGCCUGUGCUCGCCCCUGCCCUGCGUGAUCCCCAUCCCGCCUCUGGGCUACGAGCUGCCCUCCAAGACUCUCAACUACUCGGAGCUGUGGAAGAGCAGCCUGCGGGGCGGUGCGGGGCUCUGCAAAGCCAACUGCGGCGUCUGCUGCAAGGCAGAGCUCGCCCUGGGCCAGCCCAGCGGCCGGCUCAUCAAGCCGCAGGUCAUCCACCAGGCAGGGGCCGUUCCGGCUGCCCCCCGCUCCCUCUACUACUUCAACUACCUGGACGCCGCGUACCACCCGGCCGACCUCCUGCACGGACAGCUCUUCCCGGCCGGCCUGCUGGGCGCCCCGUCGCCGGGGGGGCUCUCGGCCCACCAGAAGCUUUUCCUGCUGGAGAACGCCAAGCUGGCGGGGCUGGCGGCCGAGAAGCUGCCGCCGCCGCCUCCCUUCGCCCACAAGGAGCGGCUGCCGGGACACCUGGACCAGGUGAUGAAGGAGGCGGCGGCGGCGGAGCGCGGCGGCCCCCCCAAGGGCCACGCCAAGAUGGGGGGCGGCGGCGGCGGGGCGGCGGAGGGCAAGCCCAAAAACUUUACCUGCGAGGUCUGCGGCAAGGUGUUCAACGCGCACUACAACCUCACCCGCCACAUGCCGGUGCACACGGGGGCCCGGCCUUUCGUCUGCAAGGUCUGCGGGAAGGGCUUCCGCCAGGCCAGCACCCUGUGCCGGCACAAAAUCAUCCACACCCAGGAGAAACCCCACAAGUGCAACCAGUGCGGAAAGGCGUUCAACAGGAGCUCCACGCUCAACACCCACAUCCGCAUCCACGCCGGCUACAAGCCCUUCGUCUGCGAGUUCUGCGGCAAGGGCUUCCACCAGAAAGGCAACUACAAGAACCACAAGCUGACCCACAGCGGAGAGAAGCAGUACAAGUGCACCAUUUGCAACAAAGCCUUCCACCAGAUCUAUAACUUGACUUUCCACAUGCACACCCACAAUGACAAGAAGCCCUUUACGUGUGUCACUUGCGGGAAAGGAUUUUGCAGAAACUUUGAUUUAAAGAAGCACGUCCGAAAGUUGCACGACAGCGUCUCCAGCGCUCCUCCGCCGCGGGACCCUGGGCGCAGCGGGCAGAGCUAAGGGCCCGGCGCGCCGCCACACUCGGACCUGCUCAACCAGGCCAGCACUAUUUAUCCAAACCAGCCUUCGCUUCUCUGUCCUUUUCCCAGCGAGCUCAGCCGCCGGUAGCAAGCGACCCCGAGCCGCAGUUGUAUAUAAGAGGAAUCUUAUUUAAUGGCGCGUUGCGCCGCCGGAGCGGGCCAGGACGGGCCGGGCUGGCCGCCCCCCGCCCGGCGCCAGGACAGCGCUCUUUAUACGUGUCUGUAAAUCUCCAUUUUAAAUGUACGCUCGAAUAAGUGAGGAAUAUAUCUAUAUCUAUAUCUAUCACGGGACAAUAAACCGGCCCUUCGCAGGUGUCUCAUUUCCCACCUGGGCCCGGGCCGGGCGGGCACCGGGGCUGCACGGCGCUCUCCCCGGUGCGAGCGCGGCUGGCGGGAGCCGGGCCCUGCCGCUCCGGGGCCCGCCGAGCGCCGCGAGCAGCGGAGGAGCAAAAGGAGGGCGGGAGGGAGCCGGGCGGCUUCAGAGGGCUGCUGCCGCCCCCCGGAACGGGGUCACAGCCCUUGCAGGACCCCCGGCGGGGCUGCGCGGCCCCGACCGGCAGCGCGAAGGGCGGCUCGGAGUUUCCCAGCGCCGCUUUUCGGGGUCGGUUCAUUACGGCGUGUUUAAACCGCUCCUGAAUGACUAUCUUUCCUUGCAUGCAGAUAAAAUGAUCUCACGCUUGCUUUCCGAGUAAUGACCCAAAUUAAGAGAGAAAACACAGACCCUUCAAACCGCAUUACAUUAAUCUAAUCACUCCCAGCAGGCCUCAGAAACUCUUUGUGAUCAGAAUAUGGAUAAUCAAGCACUUGGAUUACACUAAAUAUUCCCUUCUCAUCUCCCCCCCUCCCUCACUUUUAAUACGCAAGUGUCUAUUCCGGCCACGUCGUUAGGAACAAUAUUAUUCUAGCGGAGAAAGGAGAUUGAGGAGGCCGGGCGUGUGCGUGCUGCUCGGGCCGGGCUUGCCAAUGAAGAGGGGAACGAGAGAGGCACCGAAAUGCCUGGGGACGGCGUAAUGGGGAGCUCACCUUUCUCCGCUUAAUUGAGUGGUUAAAUAGAGGGAGGCGAGGACGAGCACAGCUCGCCGCCGAGCGCAGGAACGGGAGUCAUCCCCUCGCUCCGGGUUUCUGGAUUCAUUAUUAGGCUGCGAUGUUCUCCAAGGAGCGGGCUGGGGGCUGGGGCCGGGGCUCCGGGCCCCGCGUUCCCGCUGUAGAGACGGGGCGAAUUUAGAGUUUCUCGGGGUUUGCAUUUUCCAGUGUCUGAAAUAGCGUUUUGACGGAUUGAGGAGCGAAAAAGAAUGUCCCGUGAUCCUGGCAGCGGGGAAAGAUCGUAACUGAAUUUGUUAAAAAAAAUUGGGGGAGUUUUAGGUUGAAAAGAAAAUUUUUAAAAGGAAAAAAAAAAAAAAAUGCAAACCCCGCCACCUGCUAAGUCACCGCUCCGGAAACCCUGUCAGGGGGAAACAGUCCCGCAAGCGGAGGGGCUGCGGCUGAACCCCCGGCAGGCGGGAGCCGAGCCUGGCUCUCCCGCCGCCGCGACAGACGGGGCGGGACAACCCACGGGCCGGGGACAGCGGGAGGGACCCCUGUCUCCCUGAGGACACUGCCGGGGGCGGCCACGGCAGGACGAGGUCCCGGAGGACGGGAGCGGGGUGUGCGCAUCCCGAGGGGUGCCUGCGGAGCCGGUCCCGCUGCCAGGUCCGGGGGAAGCGCCGCUCUCUCCGCACCUCGGGCGCCGGGAAGAGGUCUGGGCUGCCAGCCGGGAGCCAGGCGCGGCCGCGGGCCCCACAGACAGCGCGCAGGCUGCUUCCUCAGCUCUCCUGAUGGGCGAGAGCAGUGCGAAACCCACUCCCAGGAAGGGAAUUAAGGAAGUGCGUUCUUAUCGCAUUUUUAUAAAAAGCGGCGUUGUUUACAGAGCCGUCUGGGGGGAGGGCGGCAUCCCCGUCACGGCUGAGGGCAUCUUCGGGGCACCCUCAAGUGCCGUGUCCGCCGCCGCGGCUGGGCUUGGUCACCCGGCCCCUCCUGGGGGGCGGUGGGCAUCCCUCCCGGACCGGCUGGCGCUCCCGCUUCCCCCCGAUCCCGGACGCACUGGGAAGGGGCCGCGGCAGCGCGCUCGCCACCGGCCGGCCCCGGACCCCCCCGGCUCUCGCCCGGAUCCCGGCACACACAAGCCGCAGAUCGCGGGGGAGGGGCGGCUCUGUCAGACACACACACGCCAGAGACUCCAAUUAUCUUCUCCCUCACAAGAUGUUUCUGCUGUCCACGACUGCUCACACUUCGGCACUCUUGCCAGCAAGCCUCAAUAACACAAAACCCGCACAAAAACCCCUUUCCCGGCGCCGCAGCCGCGCACACAACAGAUUGAGCGGUGCCGGUGCCUCGGGGGGAGGGUUAGAGGUGCCUCUGCGCUGAGAGCGACGUGCCAGCGCCUCCGUGCUUCCCCCUCGGCCCGCCCGGCCCGGCCCGGCGCUUCCCCGGGACCGGGCGGCUCCCAGGUGCGUCCCGGCACCGCGCCGGGCACCGGGAAGCGACCAACCUACAGGCAGCUGCGUUGCCCUUUUCCCUGCACUCCGCUCUCCAAACGUCUGAGCAACCAGUUUGCUGCUAGAAACAUGUUAAUUGCCAACGGAGCUCAUUAAGGCAUGCACAUGCAAAACACAGCGAGGGAGAUUAAAUGGACAAAAGCGCAAUAAUGAACUGUCAAAAAUCGGACCCAUCUACACGACCAGGAGCACUCAAGAAUGAGGCAUUUAGAGGCAACAAAGGAUUGUCUGGGACAGGAAGAAAGGACGACCUAGACUUUUGUUUAGUCAACACAAUUGAUUACAAAUGAGAGAUUAACAGGAUAGCUUCAGAGUUUUUUUGAAGGAGGCAGAAGAGAAAAGUCCAAUUAAGUGCACCGAAUGUUAACUACAUUGAUUUCCACGGCCAGCGCUGGAGAAAUUCUCAUUAAACCAUCCCUGGCGA